Molecule: messenger RNA, 1357 nt
Organism: Daucus carota subsp. sativus
Lineage: Eukaryota; Viridiplantae; Streptophyta; Magnoliopsida; Apiales; Apiaceae
Product: glycerol-3-phosphate acyltransferase 9
Exons: 12
Coding region: 119-1234 (371 amino acids)
Biological process (GO): triglyceride biosynthetic process
Cellular component (GO): endoplasmic reticulum
Molecular function (GO): glycerol-3-phosphate O-acyltransferase activity
Source: RefSeq, a predicted model, not a curated record
UAGAUGUUUGCAUCGGAGUGCGUAUUUACUGACAAUAUAUCUUACAAAAACACUUGAAUGAAAUAGUGGAUCAAUAAAUAUCAUCAUAGCAUAGUGUGCGUGUUGUGUGCAGCAGAAGAUGAAGUCCUCAAGCUCCGAAUUGGAGUUGGAUCGACCUAAUAUUGAAGAUUAUCUCCCUUCUGAUUCCUUCACUCUCCCUCCUUCCCCCACUCGCCUUCUUCACCUCCGCGAUUUGCUUGACAUUUCACCCACUCUAACUGAGGCUGCUGGAGCUAUUAUCGAUGACUCUUUUACAAGAUGUUUCAAGUCUAAUCCUCCAGAACCUUGGAACUGGAAUAUAUAUUUAUUUCCAAUGUGGUGUUUGGGGGUGGUAAUCAGAUAUGGGAUACUUUUCCCUAUACGGGUUAUAGUAUUGACCAUAGGAUGGAUAAUAUUCCUUUCAUCCUACUUCUCUGUGCAUUUCCUAUUAAAAGGGCAGGAGAAGUUGAGGAAAAAUUUAGAGAGAAGUCUGGUGGAGUUAAUUUGCAGUUUCUUUGUUGCGUCCUGGACUGGUGUUGUCAAGUACCAUGGUCCACGACCUAGCAUUCGACCAAAGCAGGUUUUUGUAGCCAAUCACACAUCAAUGAUUGAUUUCAUCAUUUUAGAGCAGAUGACUGCUUUUGCUGUUAUCAUGCAAAAACAUCCUGGUUGGGUUGGACUAUUGCAGAGCACCAUUUUGGAAAGUGUAGGAUGUAUUUGGUUCAACCGAACAGAAGCAAAAGAUCGUGAAAUUGUAGCAAGAAAGUUAAGAGAACAUGUGGAAGGGGCAGACAAUAACCCACUUCUCAUAUUUCCUGAAGGAACCUGUGUAAAUAAUCAUUACAGUGUCAUGUUUAAAAAGGGUGCAUUUGAACUUGGCAGCACCGUUUGCCCAAUAGCAAUCAAGUACAACAAAAUCUUCGUAGAUGCCUUCUGGAAUAGCAGAAAGCAGUCUUUUACGAAGCACCUCUUGCAGCUUAUGACAUCAUGGGCAGUUGUAUGUGAUGUAUGGUACCUGGAGCCCCAAAAUCUGAAGCCUGGAGAGACACCCAUAGAGUUUGCGGAGAGGGUCAGGAAUAUCAUUUCUACGCGUGCAGGCCUUAAGAUGGUUCCGUGGGAUGGAUAUUUGAAAUAUUCUCGACCUAGCCCCAAGCACAGAGAACAAAAGCAGAAAAGCUUCGCCGAAUCGGUGCUCCGCCGCUUGGAACAAAAAUAGAACAUUUGAAUAGCAAUAUUUAUUAAAUGUACCUGAUAAUGUAAUAAAAAAGAUGUUUUGUAUCAAACACUGAUCUUUUAUUCGAAUUAAAUGGAAUCGUCAAGGUUGCUUGUGGAAUGUAAA